AUGUCGGACACCUCGAUACCGCCAGGUCUGAACGACGAAUAUGCUCGCCAUCUCGCCUCUCUCAUUGGCAAAGAACUCGGCCGCGACCCCAAUGAAUAUCUCGCCCACAAUAUCAUACAAAUCGCGAAGGGCCAACCUGGUCCCAAAUCCUUUAUAGCGGCUUGCAGCGCGUUUGGCCGGUACCGCGAUGAAUUCCUCCGCGAAGUCUUCCAGGAAGUGAAAAAACGUAACGAGGAAGGGGAUUCUGCCACUGGGGCUCAGAACGAGUCGGGGAAAGGAGGUUUUACAAAGCCGGAGAGAUUAGAGCGACAGGCUGAGCUUCCUGGCGGAUUAUUGCUUUCUACAUCGACGAGAAACAGGGAUUCAGGCGACGAUGAUGGCAAGAGGGAGUCUAGAUUGGGGCUUGACAGGAAGAGGAUAAAGUUGGACUUCAAAGUCGAUGGAGAAGACGAUGAUACACAGGCUGAUACCGGGAAGCCAGGUUCAGGUUCAAGCUCAAGUCUAGACUCGAAGAAACCAAAACAACAGUCAGCGCAAUCGGAUGAUCGCACUCAAGCUGAUGGAGAUAUGUUUGAGUUCAAGAAGCCGUCAUUACCGAUACAUAGACAUCCUGUCCAACGUCGAAUGGAAACACCAUCACAUGGGGGAGGACUUUCGAGGGAAGCCGCUGAGAGGCUGGCGGCUUACAGAGGGCGGAGAGAUCGAGAACGUGGUGGUCAGGAUGACGGGCGUGGUGAUAGGAGACAUCAGUACGGCGACCGAGACCGUGGUGGGGAUAGAGAUCGUGGCCGAUACGAUGACCGCGAUCAAAGGAGGCGGGAUGACGACCGCGAUGGAUACAGGAGCCGAGAGGAUUUUGGAAGCCGGAGACAUGACCCUACACCACUUCGACAAGAUAGGUUUGCAGGAGGUCGUGCAACGACCGCGCGGACAUCACGAUAUGCUGCUGCCACGCCACGUACUACUGCCGCGAUUCGAGAUUCCGACGAAGGAUUCUAUGAUCCUCGGGAUACCCAGGCGAUGGACCGGGAUUGGUACGCAGGCGAUGAAAUGGGACAUACAUUCGGAGACGACUCACACAAUCCAUUUGGUUCUCUGGAGAAUUCAUGGGCGGAUCAAGAACGAGAAGCGGCGCUAGCAGAACGGAAAACCGGGAAGCGGAUGUCUGCCAGAGCUCAGCAGAAGCAAAAGGAUGUAGAUGCAUGGGAAACCAACAGAAUGUUGACUUCUGGUGUGGCUCAAAGGGCUGAUAUUGGAAUGGAUGAACUAGACGAUGAGGAAGAAACUCGGGUUCAUAUUCUAGUACAUGACAUUCGGCCGCCAUUUUUGGAUGGAAAAACAAUUUUCACAAAACAGCUGGACCCGGUUCCCGCCGUCCGAGAUCCCCAGAGCGACAUGGCCAUUUUCAGUAAGAAAGGCUCUGUAUUGGUUAGGGAACGAAGACAACAGCGUGAAAGGGCGAAGCAGGCACAGGAAGCUACAAACCUUGCUGGUACCAAUCUCGGGAACGUGUUGGGCAUUAAAGACGAAGAAGGUGACAGUGUGCUUGGUGCUGGGGAACCCACGAAGCAAAAAGCAAUCGAAGGACCUGAUCAAGGAGAUGUUAGGGUGGAGAACAAAUUCGCCGACCAUCUAAAAAAGAGUGAGGGUGCUAGUGAGUUCAGCCGAAGUCGCACCCUAAGAGAGCAGCGAGAGUACCUACCGGCAUUUGCGGUUAGAGAAGAGCUUCUCAGAGUUAUCCGGGAUAACCAGGUCAUCAUUGUAAUUGGUGAGACAGGCUCUGGGAAGACUACGCAGUUAACACAAUUCUUAUAUGAAGAUGGCUAUGCAAAACUCGGAAUGAUUGGUUGCACCCAACCUCGCCGUGUCGCCGCGAUGAGUGUGGCCAAGCGUGUGAGCGAAGAGAUGGAAGUUAAGCUCGGGGGCACUGUUGGGUACGCCAUCCGUUUUGAAGAUUGCACCAGCAACGAGACGGUAAUCAAAUAUAUGACGGACGGUGUCCUACUUCGAGAGUCUCUCGUCGAUCCAAGUUUGGAAAAAUAUUCUUGCAUCAUCAUGGAUGAAGCCCACGAGCGCGCUUUGAAUACCGAUGUUCUGAUGGGCUUGAUAAAGAAGAUCCUUGCGAGGCGCAGAGAUAUGAAAUUAAUUGUCACCUCUGCUACUAUGAACGCAGAACGCUUCUCCCGAUUCUUUGGUGGAGCACCAGAAUAUACUAUACCCGGAAGAACCUUCCCCGUCGAUGUCCUCUGGUCGAAAUCGCCUUGCGAAGAUUACGUGGAAGCCGCCGUGAAGCAAGUCCUGUCGAUCCAUCUUGGACAGGGUGUCGGUGACAUCUUGGUGUUCAUGACUGGUCAAGAGGACAUUGAGGCGACUUGCGAUGUCAUUGCGGAACGUCUAUCACAGCUUAACGAUCCACCCAAACUUUCGAUUCUUCCCAUUUACAGUCAAAUGCCGGCAGACUUACAAGCAAAAAUCUUUGAGAAGGCUGAAGGUGGCGCUAGAAAAGUAAUUGUUGCUACCAACAUUGCAGAAACGAGUUUGACAGUGGACGGUAUCAUGUAUGUUGUCGAUGCUGGUUACUCCAAACUCAAAGUCUAUAACCCGCGGAUGGGUAUGGAUACCUUGCAAAUCACACCGAUAUCCCAAGCCAAUGCCGGGCAAAGAUCCGGACGUGCUGGUCGAACAGGCCCAGGCAAAGCAUAUCGCCUGUACACGGAACAAGCAUUCUCAAAUGAGAUGUACAUCCAAACUAUCCCUGAAAUUCAACGGACAAACCUCAGUAACACCGUUCUUCUUCUGAAGUCCCUCGGUGUACAGGAUCUGUUAGAGUUCGAUUUCAUGGAUCCACCGCCACAGGAUACCAUGACAACAAGUUUGUUCGACCUAUGGGCGUUGGGUGCUCUCGACAACAUUGGGGAACUAACAUCUCUCGGAAAGUCAAUGGCUAGUUUCCCGAUGGAGCCGGCGCUUUCAAAGCUCUUGAUUAUGUCGGUAGAGUACGGCUGCAGCGAAGAAAUGCUCACCAUAAUAUCUAUGCUUUCUGUCCCUAGCGUGUUCUACCGCCCUAAAGAACGACAGGAAGAAUCCGACGCCGCCCGCGAAAAGUUCUUUGUCCCUGAAUCCGACCAUUUAACACUUCUUCACGUCUACCAACAAUGGAAGGCAAACGGCUACUCAGACGGCUGGUGUAUCAAACACUUCCUUCAUCCGAAAGCCCUCCGCCGGGCCAGAGAAAUUAGACAGCAACUUCAUGAUAUCAUGAAGUUCCAGAAGAUGGAGCUACAAACAUGUGGUACCGAUUGGGAUAUCGCGCGCAAGUGUAUCUGCUCUGGAUACUUUGCUCAGGCAGCUAAAGUUAAGGGUAUCGGAGAGUAUAUUAAUCUUCGUACAAGUGUAACUGUUCAACUACAUCCUACAUCUGCCCUCUAUGGAUUAGGGUUCCUCCCGGAUUACGUGGUAUACCACGAACUUAUUCUCACCUCGAAAGAAUACAUGUCAACUGUUACAGCAGUAGAUCCGCAUUGGCUCGCCGAACUCGGAGGAGUGUUUUACAGUGUCAAGGAAAAAGGAUACUCCGCAAAGGAUAGGAGGGUGACGGAGAAUGAGAUCAAUAAAAAGAUGGAGAUCGAAGCGAAGAUUGCAGAAGAUAGACAGAAAGCCGAGGCGGCUAAAGCGGCAGCGAAGGAAGCGCCAGUGAAAAGAGCGCCAACGGGGGUUAAUCCGACUGUCAAGCGGUUGGCGACACAACAGGGGGCUGUGAAGAGGCCUACGACACCUAUGGCAAGAAGGAGAGCGUUUUAG
Molecule: messenger RNA, 3801 nt
Organism: Orbilia oligospora ATCC 24927
Lineage: Eukaryota; Fungi; Ascomycota; Orbiliomycetes; Orbiliales; Orbiliaceae
Exons: 3
Coding region: 1-3801 (1266 amino acids)
Biological process (GO): mRNA splicing, via spliceosome
Cellular component (GO): intracellular anatomical structure; spliceosomal complex
Molecular function (GO): ATP binding; RNA binding
Source: RefSeq, a predicted model, not a curated record